AAAUGAAUUUUUUUACUGUCAAAUAUUUCAGUGGCGUCAGAGUGAGAAAGUUAAAACAAAAAUGUCACCAAAACCUAAAUUGAUUGUGUUUGAUUUAGAUUAUACCUUAUGGCCAUUUUGGGUUGACACACAUGUUACACCACCAUUUCACAAAGGAAAUGGUAAAAUUUUCGAUAAAUACAAUAAUAAGAUAAAAUGUUAUCCUGAAGUACCGAAUAUACUUCAAAAAUUACAUAAAGAGGGGUACCAAAUAGGAGUUGCUUCUCGAACCGGUGAAAUUGAUGGUGCUCAACAACUCAUUUCGUUGUUUGAUUGGAAAGAUUAUUUUGGAUAUAAAGAGAUAUAUCCGGGAAGUAAAGUAACUCAUUUUAGGAGAAUCAAAUCAAAAUCGGGGUUAUCUUAUGAUGAUAUGAUCUUUUUUGAUGAUGAGUAUAGGAAUAUUGAUGAUUUAACUAAAGAGGGUGUGUUAUCAAUUUUUGUGAGAGAUGGAGUUUCUUGGAAGGUUAUUAAUGAAGGAUUAGAAGAGUAUGCUAAGAAAUAUAAUAAGGAGAAUUAAUUAAUUAUGUCGUUAUGAUUUAAUAAAGUUAUUAUUUCAAUUAUUGUAAUAAAA
Onthophagus taurus is the source of this 610-nucleotide messenger RNA. RefSeq names its product magnesium-dependent phosphatase 1. Gene Ontology annotation, molecular function: acid phosphatase activity. The record is from RefSeq and is a predicted model, not a curated record. Lineage: Eukaryota; Metazoa; Arthropoda; Insecta; Coleoptera; Scarabaeidae.